Penaeus monodon (black tiger shrimp) is the source of this 669-nucleotide messenger RNA. Its product is annotated as collectin-12-like. The record is from RefSeq and is a predicted model, not a curated record. Bases 186 to 617 code for a protein of 143 amino acids. The transcript has 4 exons. NCBI's taxonomy places the organism in Eukaryota, Metazoa, Arthropoda, Malacostraca, Decapoda, Penaeidae.
CAGUCUCCAACUCCCAACAGUAUGACCAGUACAACGGAAGCAGGAACGGCACUUCAGAGGACGACAGUGCCACGACCACUUUCUCGCCGCUGGUGGGGUCGUCUGGCACAGGUCGUUGUGGUCUCCUGAAGUGCGUGCCACCCCCCUCAUCCCUCACACCGGCACCUGGCUCUCAGAUCUACCUCAUGACUGGCACCAACGCUGUGGCUUACGGCUCGAUCAUGGUCCCCCCGAGCUACAGCAUGGCUUGCACCUUCGCCUACCGCAUCUACGACAAAGUGCAGCUGAAUUACAAGGAGGCGGAGAUGCAGUGCCAGAGGGACCGCGCUCGACUCAUCGCCAUUAAGACGGCUGAGCAGCAGCGCAUCAUGACGGGGAAGACUUCGCGCAGUGAGGCUUACUGGAUCGGGCUGGACGACAGGGCCGCAGAGGGGGAGUUCGUCAUGUCAGAUGGCAGCAAGCCCACGUACCUGAACUGGGACAGCGGACAACCCAACAACUACAUCAAAUUCGAAAAGGACCAGGAUUGCGUCAUGCUGUUCCAGGGGACUUGGAAUGACAAUCAGUGCGAUCAGAUGCUGCGGUUUAUCUGCGAGAUCCCUUUUCUGGAAUUCUAAAAAAUAAUAAUAAUAAUGGCCUCUUUCUAGGUGGUCUUUUUCCUUUAUUCUC